UCUCCCCGUGAGUAGCCAUCAGUGUCCUACCAAAAUCCAGGUAUUCCUGUGAAGUCUCCCUAAGCCCCAAUACCAAUGGCACCGAAACUGGAAAGAGCCCAGGGCAAGUUUCACAAGGCCCAGAAACAUCCAGUAGCUCUGGACAGGUCUCCCCAGAGGUGAGCACAAAAACCCUAGAAAGUCAAAGAAGUCCAGGUUGGGAGACCAAAGACACAGCCACCGGCCCCUGAGAGACACUGAAAAGCCUGGUGUACAUCCACCCAGGCCUGGCUGCCGCAACUGGAAAUAACUUCACACAGAGCCUUGAGGAAUUCCACCCAGUGUGGUCCCUGCAGUCAGUCAGGCCACACUCAUUCACCAAGCCCUUCCCGUUCAUUUUCCUAGGCAGCCAACCCAUCUGUGGUCCCUUCUUCCCAGGCACCUCUACCACUCAUACCACUACCAGAUCAGCUCUGAUUUGGGGAAGAUAUAUCAUGACAAUGUCUUUUGAGAAUUCCAACUCCUUUGAGCGCCUUUGUGAUGAAGAUCAAGCUGUGUGGUGUUUUGACUAUAAACAGCUUUUCACCACAGAUUGGGUAGAUGAGGAAAGAGAACCAUAUCCUGUGUCACCUCAGUUGGAGUUAGAAGCAUUUAGGCUUUCUGAGCUAAAGAAGAAUUCUGAGCUCUUAAUUCAUGCAUCACCUUACAUAUCAGAACAUCCUAUAAUAACUUGCCCAGGAGAAGAUAAAUCCAUCCACCAGAGAGUAGGAGGCCUCUGGAGAAGGCUGUAUUAUACGAAUGGCUAUGCUUUUCAAGCCAAAUGCUUCAUCAGGGGAGCUCGCUGCGCUGUCUGCACAGACCGUAUAGGGAGAUCAGGAUGCCAGGUACAUAAGUGUAUCAACUGUAAACUCUGGGUUCAUAAGAAGUGCCACAAACUUAUCACAACUGAAUGUGGGCAGCAUUCUUUUCCAUCGGAGCCCAUGAUGCAAGUGGGUCAACCAUCCAUGGCUUCAAACCCUGCACAGGCAAUGAUACCACAUAAUCUUUCAACUCAUAAGGUUGAUGAAGAGAAUGAGGCAGUGAACAGGGCAAGGGGCAAAACUUCGUCUAGCUUAGGCAUUCAGGAUUUUGUUUUGCUCUGUGUGAUAGGGAGAGGAAGUUAUGGAAAAGUACUGUUGGCUCAAUUAAAAAAAUCAGAUCGUAUUUAUGCAACGAAAGUAGUGAGAAAAGAGGUUGUCAACACUGAUGGUACACAGACAGAAAAGCAUGUUUUGGAGCAGGUAUCUCUUGUUGGAAUGCAUUCUUGCUUUCAGACAGAAAGCAGGCUGUUCUUUGUUCUAGAUGAUGUAAAUGGGGGAGAUCUAAUAUUUCAUAUGCAGCAACAAAGAAUACUUCCUGAAGAACAUACCUGGUUUUACUCUGCAGAAAUCAGUCUAGCAUUCAACUAUCUUCAUGAGCAAGGGGUACUUUAUAGAAAUGUGAAAUUGGACAACUUAUCACUGGACUCAGAGAGGUACAUUAAACUCACUGAUUUUUGAGUGUGUGAGGAAGGCUUACAGCCAGAAGAUACAACCAGCACUUUCUGUGGCACUCCUAAUUACCUGGCUCCAGAAAUUAUAAGAGGAGAAGAUUAUGGUUUUGGUGUGGACUGGUGGACUCUUGGGGUACUGAUGUAUGAGAUGAUGGUCAGAGAGUCUCCAUUUCAUUUUGUUGAGAGCUCUGAUAAUCCUGACCAAAACUCAAACAAUAAUCUCUUGCAAGUUAUUUUGGAAAAAAAAAAUCACAUACCUCAUUGUCUAUCAGUAAAAGCUGCAAGUGUCCUGAAGAGUUUUCUGAACAAGGACUCAAAGGAACGAUUGGGUUGUCAUCGCCAAAUGGGAUUUGCUGAUGUUUGGAAGCAUCCAUUCUUUCAAAAUGUUGACUGGUACACGAUGGAGCCAAAGCAGGUGGUGCCUCCCUUUAAAACCAAAUAUUUCUGUGGAUUCGGUUUGGACAACUUUGAUCCUCAGUUUACUAAUGAACUUGUCUGGCUCACCCUAGAUGAUAAUGACACUGUGAGGAAGAUUGAUGGAUAUGAAUUUGCAGGUUUUGAAUAUAUCAAUCGUCUUUCAAUGCAUGAAGAAUGGGUCUGA
This is a messenger RNA of Fukomys damarensis (Damara mole-rat), 2111 nucleotides long. RefSeq names its product protein kinase C iota type-like. The record is from RefSeq and is a predicted model, not a curated record. Gene Ontology annotation, molecular function: protein serine/threonine kinase activity; ATP binding. Lineage: Eukaryota; Metazoa; Chordata; Mammalia; Rodentia; Bathyergidae. Gene Ontology annotation, biological process: protein phosphorylation.